AUGGAGGAGAGUGAGUGGGAUUUUUGCCUUGAUGAGCCACCAGAUGACCUUCUCAACAUUUUACUAGAGGAGAGUGAGUGGGAUUUUUGUCCUGAUGAGCCAUCAGAUGACCCUCUCAACAUUUUACUAGAGGAGAGUGAGUGGGAUUUUUGUCCUGAUGAGCCACCAGAUGACCCUCUCAACAUUUUAAUAGAGGAGAGUGAGUGGGAUUUGUGUCCUGAUGAGCCACCGGAUGACCAUCUAAACAUUUUAAUAGAGGAGAGUGAGUGGGAUUUGUGUCCUGAUGAGCCACCGGAUGACCAUCUAAACAUUUUAAUAGAGGAGAGUGAGUGGGAUUUGUGUCCUGAUGAGCCACCGGAUGACCCUCUCAACAUUUUAAUAGAGGAGAGUGAGUGGGAUUUGUGUCCUGAUGAGCCACCAGAUGACCCUCUCGACAUUUUAAUAGAGGAGAGUGAGUGGGAUUUUUGUCCUGAUGAGCCACCGGAUGACCAUCUAAACAUUUUAAUAGAGGAGAGUGAGUGGGAUUUGUGUCCUGAUGAGCCACUGGAUGACCCUCUCGACAUUUUAAUAGAGGAGAAUCGGUGGGAAUGCUGUCGUGCUAUACAAGUAAAUGACGUGCUUGAUAUUUUGCUGGUGGAGAGUCGGUGGGGGUUGUGUACUGAUGAGCCACCGGAUGACGUUCACGACAUUUUACUGGAGGAGGGUCAGUUGGAAUGCUGCAGUGCUAUACAAGUAGGUGUCGUUCUUGACAUUAAACCAAAGAAGAGGCAAAAACGAUUUCGAAAACAAAACGGAAACAAACUAUGUGAUGAAGAGAAGGACAUCGAUAGAUUUGGAAAAAGUGAUGUAAAACGUAGAGGUAAAAUCCCAAAUUGGCAAGAGGUAGUAUUUAGGAAAAACUAUCUGUUGAUUAUGGAAAAUAUUCGAGUUGACGAGAUCAUGGAUCACCUGUAUAGUGAAAAAGUUAUAGACUUAGUUGAGAUGGAUAAGAUGGUGUCUAAAUUAAAAUCAGAAGGCAAUCGAGAUGCCCUGAGAUACUUAAUGUAUACUCUCUUCAAUUCAAGUCACAUUGCAUUGCCGACAUUUAUUCAAUGUUUACAUCAAACUGGAUAUCAUCAACUUGCAGAACAUCUACAGAACGACAUGAACUCUAUAAAACCCAGCGUCUCAAAUUGCUCAGAGACAGAUGCCUCGUACAACCUCCGAUCCAAAAAAGGAAAAUUAUACUGA
Lottia gigantea (owl limpet) is the source of this 1230-nucleotide messenger RNA. RefSeq lists its product as hypothetical. The transcript has 2 exons. The record is from RefSeq and is a predicted model, not a curated record. NCBI's taxonomy places the organism in Eukaryota, Metazoa, Mollusca, Gastropoda, Lottiidae. Bases 1 to 1230 code for a protein of 409 amino acids. Gene Ontology annotation, biological process: regulation of apoptotic process.